This is a messenger RNA of Phaeodactylum tricornutum CCAP 1055/1, 1111 nucleotides long. RefSeq lists its product with no specific name. The record is from RefSeq and is a predicted model, not a curated record. Bases 443 to 1111 code for a protein of 222 amino acids. The transcript has 2 exons. Gene Ontology annotation, molecular function: protein binding. NCBI's taxonomy places the organism in Eukaryota, Bacillariophyta, Bacillariophyceae, Surirellales, Neidiaceae.
UCUCGAGAAAGCUAGUAGAGCAACCCAACAUGCCCCGCAUCCCCCGCCAAUCUGUCGUACGGUAGACCAUCUCUGCUUUGUUCCAAUCCGUACCAGGUGUUGCGGUCCGGAAGACCGAAUCCAUCCCUUUGCCUUCUUCUGGUGCCUCGUGGAUUGCUUGCUCGUUCCCUCACGAGCCCGCGGUUCCUCGUUGCCCACCCGACAAACCUUCCGCUCCGUUCCGACAUCGCAACGUUCGCUCGACGCAUCGGUGAUUCUCACCAAGUAACAGUCACGAGACCAAAACUAGCGCAUUCGUACGGCUUGGUCUGCUGGAGUGUAUAUUUCCACACAUAUAUAUACGCACACACAAAAAUAUAUAUACAGCGGUAGAGUUUAUACCUGUUAUCUGUGUUUGGAGAACACUCUCUCAACCAACCCCACAACACCCUCCACACAUCACAUGUGGGGAAACACGGCUACCCUUCACCGCCCGGGUGUACCGGUAAUGGUGGUGGUUGCACUGCUGCUGCUCGCCACGUUCCCGUCCACCAAGGCUUUUACAAGCCCCCGAAUUGCGAGAUGUUGGACUUGUACGCAUUGGGUACCCGUACCUUUACCGUUGCGGUCCACCAAUAACGACGACGACAACAACAACAAUCCAGAGUCGUCCUCCGCGCCACCUCCGCGCCCCCGAACCUUUCGGGAAGCUGAAGUGCUGGGGUUGCAGUGGAUGCAGGAAGGGAACUACGGUGAUGCACUCGAUGCCUUUCAAAACGGUUUGAAACUUCCGGGGAGUAAGAACGACGUGGUCCGCACCAAAAUGCUCUCCGGUCCGAGUCCAGUAGGCGGCAGUAUGGGAGGCUACGAAAGCAAACGAUCCAAUUCGUUGGACGAAUUUGAACUGCAGGCGGCACACUACAACAUGGCCUGUGCGCACGCCCAGCUGGGCAACGUGAAUGACGCCAUUGCCAAUUUGCAAACCGCGUUCGAGAACGGUUUCGAUAAUUACGCCACGGUACGUAGUGAUCCCGAUCUGGAACCCAUCCAAAAAGAAAAAGACUUUGAAACGCUCAUGGCCAAAUUCGAACCCAAGAAAGGAUUCAAUCCGUUUGGGUUUUUGGGCAAGUAA